AAUACACAUUUUAUCUAUUUUCUUUUGGGCCUCAAGUGGCCUUAAUCAGAUCAACAGAUAAUUUCCGCUGUGGUGAGUCACGAGUCACGAAGUAGUCCCGCUGAAUCUUGUCCUCAAAUCAAGCUCCCUCUCUUUUCGGCUUUAGAGGGGAGGGAGAAAGGUAAGGAGGGGUAAGAGCGACAGAGUGAUGAACGACCUCUCAAAUGCGGCUUUGCUAGAGCACCAGAGUUGCUACUGCUGCAAACCCAUACCCAGACUAGCACUAUACAUUCUCCCACCUUUGUUCCUCAUUGGUCUCUCCGUCUCCAUUUUCAUUCUCGUCGUGGUCCACAAUGCUGCUUUUUUCCUCUCUUUCCUGUUUCUCUCUGCGUUGGUUGCUACUUUGAUAACAUGGAACGUCGUUAAAUGGAAGAAGAGUAGAGCUGCUAUCUCUCUCUUCCUUCGCUCUUUCCCGGACUCUGAUCUUGCACUUGCGAGUCAAGGGCAGCUCGUCAAAAUAACUGGGAUGGCAUCAUGUGGGAAUGUCUCCUUGGAAUCGUCAUAUGAAAGGGCUUCCAGAUGUAUUUAUUCAUCUACUCUUUUGUUUGAAUAUGGACAACUAGGUCUUAAGCCUGUUAAUGUUAACAGAUCUUGCUUUAAUUGGAGCUUAAUGUAUUGUGAGAGGUUCUCCACUGAUUUCUACAUUACUGAUCAAAAGUCUGGUCUUAGUGCCAUGGUAAAAGCUGGUUCAGGUUCUAGAGUUGUGCCCUUGGUGAGGGAGAGCAAACUUGUAACUACUACCAAACAAUGCAGAACGCUUUCUGCUCACCUGCGAAGAUGGUUAAGAGAAAGAAACCUUUCUGUAGAAGCCAGACUCCUACGGCUGGAAGAAGGGUAUAUACAAGAAGGCAGUUCUGUGACUGUAGUUGGAAUGCUCUGUAAAAGUAAUGACAUGAUGACGAUUGUUCAGCCACCAGAACUCAUCUCCACAGGAUGUCUGUGGCAGGGGUUUCUUCUCCCAGCUGACAUUGACGGACUGAUCCUAGGGAUUCCCGAUAUGACUAGCCCUGUGACCACCCUGAGUUCCAUUCAACACCCAGAGCAGUAACGCCUGACUUGCUUAGAAUAGAGGAAUGUGUAGCACUUGGAGAUUCUGAAGGAUUUAAUGAAUAUCUGGUAGAAAUUUACCCUUUUUUUGUUCAGUUUUGUACUAAUCCUUCUAACUCUUUACUGUUCUUUAAUAGUAAGCUAAUUCAUUGGAAAGUUUGCUAAACUGCAUUCAGAGUGGGUUUUUUUCAUUAUGGACAUUAAGAUGAACUGUGGUCCAUGAAUGAACCCAUUGGGCUGAAAGUUAGGUUCCCUGAGCCAGGCUUUCUCGAGUGCCCCGUAAGUAACCUAAACUGAGCCUAACCAGGCCCCCUUGUAAGCACUUUCUUCCUAGCUCCUUUUCUUUUCUUGGACAGGUAAUGAAAUCACCAGUUCCAUUUCAUUGGCAUCAAUGUCCAUUCAUAGAUCCUAGUAAAGUCCCUGUCACAUU
Molecule: messenger RNA, 1516 nt
Organism: Rubroshorea leprosula
Lineage: Eukaryota; Viridiplantae; Streptophyta; Magnoliopsida; Malvales; Dipterocarpaceae
Source: the annotation of a GenBank genome assembly